Molecule: messenger RNA, 2427 nt
Organism: Mya arenaria
Lineage: Eukaryota; Metazoa; Mollusca; Bivalvia; Myida; Myidae
Exons: 1
Coding region: 1-2427 (808 amino acids)
Biological process (GO): DNA integration
Molecular function (GO): nucleic acid binding
Source: RefSeq, a predicted model, not a curated record
AUGCAAAGUCUUUGGAGCAAACAUCUAGACUGGGACGACAACUUACCAUCAGAUGACGUCAUACUUUGGGAUACAAUAAGACAGGAGUUGGCCAAAAUUCCAAACGUUGCCAUACCAAGGUGCAUCGCUCAGGUUGGUUGUGAAAAAUCGUCAUACAAGCUAUUUUGUUUCUGCGACGCAUCAGCAAAGGCAUAUGCAGUUGCUAUAUACCUGCAUCAAACAGGUGUCAAUGAGUCAAGGUGUGACCUUAUCUUCGCAAAGUCUCGACUUGCACCGACAAAACAGAUGUCGAUUCCCAGAUUGGAGCUCAUGGCGGUUGUAAUUGGGGUCAGAUGUAUCAAGUUUGUGAAGGACAAUUUGAAUUUGCCAGUUGAUCAUAUUCAUCUUUGGACUGACUCCCAGUGCGUUCUUCACUGGAUCACUUCAGAAAACGUGUCUUCUGUGUUCGUAGCAAACCGAGUGAAAGAAAUCAAACGGCAGUCGUCAAUCAGCUUUCAUCACAUACCUUCAUCUGAAAACCCUGCUGAUAUCGCCACAAGAGGCGCAUCUGUACAUCAGUUGAAGGAGCUGACACUGUGGUGGCAUGGACCAGAGUGGCUGACACAACAAGGUUAUAACUGGCAGAUAGAGCCGAGCUCUGAGAAAGACCUCGACGAAGACUUGAUCAGAAAGUCUGAAGAAGACAAAAAGUUGCAUAAAAAACAAUCAGCUGAACAUGUUCUUGAAGGAGCAGAAAAUUCAGAUAAGAAGCUCAAAGGAGCAUCUCCUGACGGAGCAUAUACACAAACGGAGUUACCCCCCUUUGAAAUCGAAAGUGAAAAGUACUCGUCAGCUACAAAGUUAGUUCGAGUUACUGCUUUUGCACUUCGAUUUAUCAGCAAACUUCGAAACAAGUCAACUGAACGUGGGGUGUUAACAAAACAGGAACUGGACCGCGCCGAACACCUGUGGAUUACAUAUGUUCAGCAAAAGUGCUUCAGAGACACUUUUGUAGCAAUCUCUGAACAGAAACCAAACAACUUGCAGAGACAAUUGGGUCUAUAUGUAGAUCCAAAUGGAUUACUCAGGUGUAGGGGACGGUUAGAAAAUGCCAAUCUAAUUGAAGCUGCCAGGUACCCUAUUCUUUUGCCAAAGGGUGAACGACUCACACACAUGAUGAUAGACAAAAUGCACAAAGAAACUUUGCAUAGUGGAGUAUCACAAACCUUAAGCAGGGUUCGCUUUAGAUUUUGGAUACCUAGCGGACGCACUACCAUAAAGGGCGUUAUACGACGGUGUCUUGUGUGCAGGCGCAACGAGGGCGGAGCUUACAAAAUGCCACCGAUGGCUCCGCUGCCAAUGUCACGAGUGACCGAGUCAUCUCCUUUUUCAAAGGUUGGCUUAGACUAUCUGGGUCCGCUAUAUAUAAAAGGAGCAGACGGAACAAGCAAAGUCUGGAUAUGUUUGUUCACAUGUCUUGUUACUCGAGCGAUUCACUUAGAACUUGUGCAGAACAUGUCCACAGAACAAUUUUUGAUGUGUCUGCGUCGAUUUAUUGCCUCUAGGGGAAAACCGGAAGUAGUUUUUAGUGACAAUGCACUCCAGUUUAAGCUGGCCAGUGAGACCGUGGACAUCAUAUGGAAAAAUAUCAUGAAAACUGAAGACGUACAAGACUAUGCCUCACAAAACGGUAUACAUUGGAUAUUUAACAUAGAGCUAGCACCAUGGAUGGGUGGCUUUUAUGAAAGGCUUGUGGGCCUUGUCAAACGGUCACUGAGAAAAACCAUCGGCCGAAAUCUUCUCACAGAAAUGCAAAUGCAAACAUUGAUCAAAGAAAUCGAGUCAGUUAUAAACACAAGGCCACUCACGUACGUUGGCGACGACGUCAAUUCAAUGAUUACGUUAACGCCAUCGAGUUUUUUGACGUUGAAUCCAAAAAUUGGAAUACCAAGUGUAGAUAUUGACAGUGACACGGAUUAUACACCGUAUGAAAGCUCUGCGCAAAAGCUCCUCCAAAUAUGGAAAAAAGGGCAAAAGCUCCUUAAUUCAUUUUGGAAGAUGUGGAGAGAAGAAUAUCUGCUUAGCCUCCGGGAACGAACUCAAACAAAGCUCAAAUCUCAUAGAAUACAGUCACACUUCUUACCAAGGGUAGGUGACGUAGUUCUUAUAAAGGACGAUGUUCCCCGAGGAUGUUGGAAAUUUGGAAAGAUUAAGGAUCUUAUCAAGAGCUGUGAUGGUCAAACCAGGUCUGCUAAAGUACAGACUCACACAGGGCGUGUCAUAGGUCGACCCCUUAACUUACUAUACCCAAUAGAAGUAUCGGGGAACGUCGAUGCUAGACACGACUCAUACACGCCAGAGUCAUCGGACCGGUGUUCGAGACCCAAACGACCAGCCGCCGAACAAGCGAAAGUAAAACUGAGUGAAUACUUCAAUAAAGACAAUUAA